CAUGAAAGCUUGCCGCUCUAGGACUCCGCACUCGCUCUCCUUAACCCUUGGGGUUCCGCAGGAGGCUGCGAGGCUGCGAGAGAGUCUGGCGGGGGAAGAUCCAGACGUGGCUCGGAUACAGAAACUGGAAGCCAUUUGUGGUCUUUGCAAACCAAAAUUUAUUUCUUGGGGGAAGAAGAAAAAGAGCGGAAUCCCUUGGAGGGAUCAGUCCUGCAGCCCCAGAAAUGGUCCCGUGAAGGAAAAGGCAUCUGGAGACCCACCAGAGUCCUUGGAGCCAUUUGCAGUUGCUCUGCAGGACAGAGAAAGGAUGGAGACACAACCUUUUGGAAAGGAGGGAAGCGGAAAAGGCCCUUCAGCUGCUCAGCCUGGGAAGGGAGGGAAGCUCUGGACAAGGACUGGGCAGGAGAUCCUGGAGGAGGAAACCCUCCUCCCUUCAGAAGUUCAGCCCUGGAACUUCACCCAAUGCCAGGAGGCUGAGGGUCCUCGAGGAUUUUGCAGCCACCUCCAUGGCUUUUGCAGGCGAUGGCUGAGACCAGAAAAGCACACCAAAGCUCAGAUGCUGGACCUGGUGGUUCUGGAGCAGUUCCUGGCUCUUCUGCCCCCAGAGAUGGAGAGCUGGGUGCGGGAAUAUGGAGGGGAGACCAGCUCCCAGGCGGUGGCCCUGGUGGAAGGCUUCCUCCUGAGCCAAGCGGAAGACCAGAAGGAGCAGGCUGAGUUGCAGUGCUGUACUGUGGAGAUCAGAGAUCCUGAGGGAAAGAAGAACCCACCAAAUCCCCCUCCGGAGCUAUUUUUCAGGAGGAUCCCUUGGGAGGAUCAAACUCAGGACACCUCAGGAGAGAAACAAAGAAUGAAAUUUUCUGGUUUUUAUGACGGUGAUCAAACAGCGGUUGAACCUCUAAAUCAAGAGAGUCUCGUGUCCUUCGAGGAGGUGGCUGUGUAUUUCUCUGAGGAGGAAUGGUCUCUGCUGGAUCCUGACCAGAAAGCGCUGCAUUCGGAAGUCAUGUUUGAAAACUAUAGGAAUGUGGUCUCUCUCAGUAAUAAUGGUCAGGAGAAUCAAGAUUUUGGUGAACUGUUCCAAGUGAUCAAUGCUAAAGCUGGAACGGAGAAGUUUGGAAUUCGAAUGGAAUACGGAAACCAUGACAGAAACCAGUCGAAUAAUUGGAAUCAGGGAAACUCAUCUUCCACUGAUGCUCCGAUGCAAGACUUUCUUGCCCAACAGGAGAAAAUAAGGAAAAAAUAUAUUGGGGAAAGUGUGAAGCCAAUCAAAGCUAAAUUACAAGUAAAAGAACACUAUAUAAGCCAAAACAAAGGAGAAGAUGCUAUAAGAAGACACAACGGACAAAGUUACAAUGGGACAUUCAUUCCUUUUCUUGGAAAUAAGUUCCUUACAUCUCAAUCGGUGAUUGACACAAAAGAGAAGCCUUACAAAUGUUUGGAAUGUGGAACAUGUUUUAGAACAAGCAGGCAACUUACUUCCCACGAAGGGAUUCACACUGGGGAGAAGCUAUACAAAUGCAGAGAGUCUGGUAACCGGUUCAGAAGAUGUAGUAAUCUUAUUUCCCCUAAAAGAAUCCACGCAGGGGAAAAGCCAUUCAAAUGCAUGGAGUGUGGAAAAACCUUUGCUUAUAGCAAGGGACUUACUACCCACAAAAUGAACCACACAGGGGAAAAGCCAUUUAAAUGCAUGGAGUGUGGAAAAACCUUUGCUCAAAGGAGUAGUCUUAUUUCCCAUAAGAGGGUCCACACAGGGGAGAAGUCAUAUAAAUGCAUGGAGUGCGGAAAGACGUUUGGUCAAAGAGGUCAUCUUAUUUCCCACAAAAUGAUCCACACAGGGGAGAAGCCGUAUAAAUGCAUGGAGUGCAAAAAAACUUUUGCUCGUAGAAGUAGUCUUAUUUCCCAUAAGAGGAUCCACACAGGGGAGAAGCCGUAUAAAUGCAUGGAGUGUGGAAAAACCUUUGCUCAAAGUGGUAAUCUUUUUUCCCAUAAGAGGAUCCACACAGGGGAAAAGCCAUUUAAAUGCAUGGAGUGUGGAAAGACCUUUGCUAAGAGCAGUGUCCUAAGAGUACAUGAAAGGCGCCACACAGAGGAGACGCUGUAUAAAUGCAUGGAAUGUGGAAAGACCUUUGCUUCUAGUAAUGGACUUACUAUCCACAAAAUGAUCCACACAGGGAAAAAGCCAUUUCAAUGCAUGGAGUGUGGAAAGACCUUUGCUUAUAGUAAUGGACUUACUGUCCACAAAAUGAUCCACACAGGAGAAAAGCCAUUUAAAUGCAUGGAGUGUGGAAAAACCUUUGCUCAAAGAGGUCAUCUUAUUUCCCAUAAGAGGAUCCACACAGGGGAAAAGCCAUUUAAAUGCGUGGAGUGUGGAAAGACCUUUGCUCACAGCAGUGUCCUAAGAGUACAUGAAAGGCGCCACACAGGGGAGAAGCCGUAUAAAUGCAUGGAAUGUGGAAAGACCUUUGCUUCUAGUAAUGGACUUACUAGCCACAAAAUGAUCCACACAGGGGAAAAGCCAUUUCAGUGUAUGGAGUGUGGAAAGUCCUUUCCUUAUAGUAGUGGACUUACUAUCCACAGAACGAUCCACACAGAGGAAAAGCCAUUCAAAUGCAUGGAGUGUGGAAAAACCUUUGCUUAUAGCAAUGGACUUACUACCCACAAAAUGAUCCACACAGGGGAAAAGCCAUUCAAAUGCAUGGAGUGUGGAAAAACCUUUGCUCAAAGGAGUAGUCUUAUUUCCCAUAAGAGGGUCCACACAGGGGAGAAGCCAUAUAAAUGCAUGGAGUGCGGAAAGACCUUUGCUCAAAGAGGUCAUCUUAUUUCCCAUAAGAGGAUCCACACAGGGGAGAAGCCGUAUAAAUGCAUGGAGUGCAAAAAAACUUUUGCUCGUAGAAGUAGUCUUAUUUCCCAUAAGAGGAUCCACACAGGGGAGAAGCCGUAUAAAUGCAUGGAGUGCGGAAAAACCUUUGCUCAAAGUGGUCAUCUUUUUUCCCAUAAGAGGAUCCACACAGGGGAAAAGCCAUUUAAAUGCAUGGAGUGUGGAAAGACCUUUGCUCAGAGCAGUGUCCUAAGAGUACAUGAAAGGCGCCACACAGAGGAGAAGCUGUAUAAAUGCAUGGAAUGUGGAAAGACCUUUGCUUCUAGUAAUGGACUUACUAUCCACAAAAUGAUCCACACAGGGGAAAAGCCAUUUCAAUGCAUGGAGUGUGGAAAGACCUUUGCUUAUAGUAAUGGACUUACUGUCCACAAAAUGAUCCACACAGGAGAAAAGCCAUUUAAAUGCAUGGAGUGUGGAAAAACCUUUGCUCAAAGAGGUCAUCUUAUUUCCCAUAAGAGGAUCCACACAGGGGAAAAGCCAUUUAAAUGCGUGGAGUGUGGAAAGACCUUUGCUCACAGCAGUGUCCUAAGAGUACAUGAAAGGCGCCACACAGGGGAGAAGCCGUAUAAAUGCAUGGAAUGUGGAAAGACCUUUGCUUCUAGUAAUGGACUUACUAGCCACAAAAUGAUCCACACAGGGGAAAAGCCAUUUCAGUGCAUGGAGUGUGGAAAGUCCUUUGCUUAUAGUAAUGGACUUACUAUCCACAAAACGAUCCACACAGAGGAAAAGCCAUUUAAAUGCAUGGAGUGUGGAAAGUCCUUUGCUUAUAGUAAGAGACUUACUAUCCAUAAAAUGAUCCACACAGAGGAAAAGCCAUUUAAAUGCAUGGAGUGUGGAAAGUCCUUUGCUUAUAGCAAGGGACUUACUAUCCACAAAAUGAUCCACACAGGGGAAAAGCCAUUUAAGUGCAUGGAGUGUGGAAAAACCUUUGCUCAAAGAGUUCAUCUUGUUCACCAUAAGAGGAUCCACACAGGGGAGAAGCCAUAUAAAUGCAUGGAAUGUGGAAAGACCUUUGCUCGAAGAAAUUAUCUUAUUUCCCAUAAGAGUAUCCACACAGGGGAGAAACCGUAUAAAUGCUUGGAGUGUGGAAAGUCCUUUGCUCAGAGCAGUGUCCUAAGAGUACAUGAAAGGCGCCACACAGGGGAGAAGCCGUACAAAUGCAUGGAAUGUGGAAAGACCUUUGCUUAUAGUAAUGGAUUUACUAUCCACAAAAUGAUUCACACAGGGGGAAAGCCAUUUAAAUGCAUGGAGUGUGGAAAGUCCUUUGCUUAUAGUAAUGGACUUACUAUCCACAAAAUGAUCCAUACAGGGGAAAUGCCGUUUAAAUGCAUGGAGUGUGGAAAGUCCUUUGCUUAUAGUAAGGGACUUAAUAUCCACAAAAUGAUCCACACAGGGGAAAAGCCAUUUAAGUGCAUGGAGUGUGGAAAGUCCUUUGCUUAUAGUAAGGGACUUACUAUCCACAAAAUGAUCCACACAGGGGAAAAGCCAUUUAAAUGCAUGGAGUGUGGAAAAACCUUUGCUCAAAGGAGUAGUCUUAUUUCCCAUAAGAGGAUCCACACAGGGGAGAAGCCAUAUAAAUGCAUGGAGUGUGGAAAAACCUUUGCUUAUAGCAAGGGACUUACUACCCACAAAAUGAUCCACACAGGGGAAAAGCCAUUUAAGUGUAUGGAGUGUGGAAAAACCUUUGCUCGAAGAAGUAGUCUUAUUUCCCAUAAGAGGAUCCACACAGGGGAGAAGCCAUAUAAAUGCAUGGAAUGCGGAAAGACCUUUGCUCAAAGAGGUCAUCUUAUUUCCCAUAAGAGGAUCCACACAGGGGAGAAGCCGUAUAAAUGCAUGGAGUGUGAAAAGACGUUUGCUCAAAAAGGUCAUCUUAUUUCCCACAAAAUGAUCCACACAGGGGAGAAGCCAUAUGAAUGCAUGGAGUGCAAAAAAACCUUUGCUCGAAGAAGUAGUCUUAUUUCCCAUAAGAGGAUCCACACAGGGGAGAAGCCGUAUAAAUGCCUGGAGUGUGGAAAGGCCUUUGCUCGAAGAAGUAAUCUUAUUUCCCAUAAGAGGAUCCACACAGGGGAGAAGCCGUAUAAAUGCAUGGAGUGUGGAAAAACCUUUGCUCAAAGAGGUCAUCUUAUUUGCCAUGAAAGGUUCCACACAGGGGAGAAACCGUGUAAAUGCAUGGAGUGUGGAAAGACGUUUGGUCAAAGAGCUCAUCUUAUUUCCCACAAAAUGAUCCACACAGGAGAGAAGCCGUAUAAAUGCAUGGAGUGCGAAAAAACCUUUGCUCGAAGAAGUAGUCUUAUUUCCCAUAAGAGGAUCCACACAGGGGAGAAGCCGUAUAAAUGCAUAGAGUGUGGAAAAACCUUUGCUCAAAGAGGUAAUCUUAUUUCCCAUAAGAGGAUCCACACAGGGGAGAAGCCGUAUAAAUGCAUGGAGUGUGGAAAAACCUUUGCUCAAAGAGGUAAUCUUAUUUCCCAUGAAAGGUUCCACACAGAGGAGAAACUGUGUAAAUGCAUGGAGUGUGGAAAGACGUUUGGUCAAAGAGGUCAUCUUAUUUCCCACAAAAUGAUCCACGCACGAGAGAAGCCGUAUAAAUGCAUGGAGUGCGAAAAAACCUUUACACGAAAAAGUAGUCUUAUUUCCCAUAAGAGGAUCCACACAGGGGAAAAGCCCUAUAAAUGCAUAGAGUGUGGAAAAACCUUUGCUCACAAAUGUAGUCUUAUUUCCCAUAAGAGGAUCCACACAGGGGAGAAGCCGUAUAAAUGCAUGGAGUGUGGAAAGACCUUUGCUAAGAACUGUGACCUAAGAGCACAUGAAAGUUUCCACACAGGGGAGAAACCGUAUAAAUGCAUGGAGUGUGGAAAGACGUUUGGUCAAAGAGGUAAUCUUAUUUCCCACAAAAUGAUCCACACAGGGGAGAAGCCAUAUGAAUGCAUGGAGUGCAAAAAAACCUUUGCUCGAAGAAGUAGUCUUAUUUCCCAUAAGAGGAUCCAUACAGGGGAGAAGCCGUAUAAAUGCCUGGAGUGUGGAAAGGCCUUUGCUCGAAGAAGUAAUCUUAUUUCCCAUAAGAGGAUCCACACAGGGGAGAAGCUGUAUAAAUGCAUGGAAUGUGGAAAGAUGUUUUCUGAAAGAGCUCAUCUUAUUUGCCAUGAGAGGAUCCACACAGGGGAGAAGCCAUAUAAAUGAACGGAGUGUGGAAAGGGCUUUCCUCAGAAAGUUAGUCUUACUUCUCAUAAAAGGAUCCACGCUCAGGAGAAACUGCGUAGCAAUAGUAAUUCCACUUAGACUUAUAUACCAGUCUAUAAUGCUUUGUAGCACACUUUGGCAGUUUACAAAAUCAGCAUAUGGUCUCCAGCAAUCUGGGUCCUCAUUUUAACCACCUCAGAAGGAUGAAAGCUGAAUCAACCAUGACCCUGUCAGAAUCAAACUUAUGGCUGUGGGCAAUUAGCCUAUAGUACUGCGUUCUAACCGCUGAUCCACCACCAUAGAUUUUGAUUUGUAUGCAUAUUGUGCCUUUCGGAUCCAAACAAGACAAGGUAGAAUCCAACAAAAUGAAAUUUAAUGUGGAGAAAAGUAAGCUUUUACAUCUGGGCAGGAAAACAGAUUACCUGAAACCUGGCUGGAAAAUAGUAACUGUGAAGGGUCCUUGGAGUCGGAAUGGAUGAUCAAUGAAGUAUGAAUCACCUGUGUGCGGCAGCAGCCAAAAAAAUGAAUACAAUCCUUGGUUGUAUAAACAGAGGCAUAGAAUAAAAAUAACAUGAAGUAUUAGUACCGCUUCAUAAAGACUUAGUAAGACCACCCCUGGAAUACCGCAUCCUGUUUGGGUCAUCACAUUGCAAAGCAGAUGUUGAAACUUUGGAAAAAGAGCAAAGAAGAGCAGCUAAGCUGAUUAAAGGCCGGAAGACUAAAAUAAGAACUAUUAUAGGAACUGGGCAUGGCUAGUCUAGUGAAGAGAAGGACCAGCGGAGACAGGAUAGCAGUGUUCCAAUAUUUGAGGGGCUGCCACAGAGAGGAGAGGGUCAAUGUCGGAUAUGCUUCCUUCAAAGUCCAAGAAAGAAUGACCCACCAUUUCCAAGGCAGCCAAAGCAGUAAAAGGCGACUAUUUUCCAAGGCACCUGAAGGCCAGACAAGGAAUAAUGGAUGGAAACUUAUCAAGGAGCGAUUCUACCUAGAAAUAAGGAGAAAUUUUCUGACAGAACAAUCAACCAAUAAAAGAGCUUGCCUUCGGAGGUUGUGGGCGCUUCAUCGCUCGUGGCUUUCAAGAUGAGAUUGGACUGCCAUUUGUCAGAAACAGUGUAGGGUCUCCUGCUUGGGCGGGGGGUUGGACUAGAUGAAUGACAAAGUCCGUUCCAACUUUCCAAACCACCAGAGGGCAAGAUAAGGAACAAUGGAUGGAAACUAAUCAAGGAGAGAAGCAUCUUGGAACUUUCUUACGGUGAGGACAAUUCACCCGUGGAACAGCUUCCCUUUAGAUAGCGUGGGUGCUUCCUCACUGGACACUUUUAAGAAGAGACUGGACAGUUUCAAGUAACUCUCUCUGAUGAGUAUAUCCACUAGAGCAGAGUUGCAGGCAGAAAUGCAAUUAGUCCUGAAUCCCUUACUAUUAAUUUCAGCUUUUCUUACUUUGCUUAGUAUUAUCACAGUCUGCCUUUCCACCAUUUCACUUUAUACAAGUAAUAACUGAGAAAGACAACCAUAAGGAGAACGGGGUUGUAGUGAUGCUGAGUUAGAAAAUGCAACUCAUAGGCUCUUUGUACUAAUUUUGUGGUGAUCUUUCCUUGCCUUCCCUCGUGUUGCCCAUCUCUGGACUCACACAAUCUUAUCAAUACAUUUUUUAAAGUGAAGUCUCCAGAACUGGACACAGUAUUCCAAAUGGAGUCUCACUAAAGCCCUAUGUAGAGGGAUAGGAGCUCCUUUUUGCUGAGGGUGGUACAUCUGGUGAUGCAUCUCAGAAUUUUGUUUGCCUUCCCAGCUGCCUGGCUACACUGCUUACUUAUGUUGCAGUUAUCAUCGUUUCAGUGCCAUGGCAACUAUUUUCACAGAGUUGUGUAAAAGAAGGGAAGAGAAAGCAGUGGUAGGGAUAUGUGGUUGCAUAUUAAGUUCCCAUAGGUAGGCAGCCUGCUGGCCAACCCAGGCAGUCCCUGAUUUACAAUAAUUUAUUAAGUAACCGUUUGAAGUUCCAAUGGCAAUAAAUGAUGGCUCUGAUCUCCCCCCCUCCCAAAUUAGGCCUACUCCAGGAUAUGAGAAUGAAAACCACUCUGGUGUGCUAACAUUGCAAAGGAUCAAUCAAGAAGGAAGAUAUUUGGAAAUCAAUGGGGACCAAAAUAAGAUGAAAUUAAGAACUACUUCAAAAAAUUACUUCAGUCCUUCCUGAUGAAACAUGCAGAAAUGCGAAUGGGAACUUUCUCUGGGAUAUCCAGAUACCAAAAAUAAUCCAGCCUGCCAACAAAGGAGACAAUGUGUAGCUCAUGGUUGAAAUGAGGGGUCCUUGGUGGUCUCUGAGCUUGAUUGUGUUGUUGCAGACCUUUCAUUAGCCAAACGAGGGACGAUCAUCACUGCACCAACCAACCUCAGAGGGCACCAAGGACCCCUCAAUCCAACUUGCAUCCACUGUGUCAAAUUAAUCACUGUCAACGAGGAUGAAUGCAGAAUCAAGGAACCGUUUUAGGCCAAAGACCUCUUAGGAUGUGAUGGAAUAAUGAGAGAUGUCUGUAGACUGCAUGCAGAAAGCUUCAGGGUGAACAAUUUGCCUUUCAAGCAAGAGGCCGGAAUGAACAGAAGGAAACAAAUGCAUGGGGAAAAUUUAUUUUUCAAGCAUUAGGGCCACAUUCUUCUAUUUUUAUGAUGUGUCAUAACAUUAAGUAACUUAAAAUUAACUAUCAGUCAUGUAGUUACUUGCUAAAGAUGCAUAAAAUUCUCAAUGGAGCCUUCAGCUUUCCUUGUUUUGCUUUUGCUUUUUCGUUUUCAUUUUCUCUUUUCAUUUAUGGUCUAAUGAUAUAUCCCUGUAUUCAAUUCUCCAAGGGCCUUAAGUUUCCUAAUCACAUUUCUUGAGGUGAAUUCCCUACUCAAUCCCUAUGUAAAAAUGGUUUUUCCUCCUCAUAGUUUAGCUUUCUAUUCCUUUUUCAGGAUCUUCCUUUUCUUUCAUCAGAAGAGACCGGAGGGGUCCCUGCCCUUUCUCCUCCCCCCUUUGCUGGGAGGCUGAGCGAAUAGUGUGGGAAGGGCAGCUGCAUGUAUUGAAUUAAAUAAAAAAGAAAUAAAAACAUUUUCCUGA
This is a messenger RNA of Pantherophis guttatus, 9137 nucleotides long. NCBI's taxonomy places the organism in Eukaryota, Metazoa, Chordata, Lepidosauria, Squamata, Colubridae. The record is from RefSeq and is a predicted model, not a curated record.